AUGCCGCUGACCGAGGAGUAUCUAGAGCGGCCGCAGCAGGGCAUCUCGGCCAUGUGGGGGCGCUACCUGGAGAGCGGAGAGUACUCCGACUUCCUCGUGUCGUGCGGCGACCGCGAGUUCCACGUCCACCGCCUGGUGAUCUGUCCUCGGUCGAGCUACUUUCGCCUGAUGUGCAAGGAGAAUUUCAAGGAAGGCAUCACGCAGCGCCUGGACCUGGUCGACGAGGAUCCGGACGUGUUCCAGUCCGUGCUGACCUUCCUGUACACCGGCAUCUACGAGACCGACAAGAUCUCGGGCUGCGCAGAGAGCGAAAACACACUCGCCGAGGGCAGCUGCGGCUCAUCCGACGACUCCGAAAAUGACGAGGCCAACCAGCAGCAUCAGGGCCGGCCCGCCACCACCGAAGACAUCCUCGCCCACGUCCAGAUGUACGCCAGCGGCGACAAGUUCGACAUCCGCGACCUGAAGGAGGUCGCGUCCAAGAUGUUCCGCAACCACCUGAACCGCACGCCCGUCGACGAGCUGGACAUGCCCGCCAUCAUCCGCGCCGUGUACACCUCGACCCCGCACAACGACGCCUCGCUGCGGCCCGUCCUGAUUGAGUACUGCGUGCAGAACCUCAGCAUGCUUCUCCCGCAGCCCGAGAUGGCGGAGGUGCUUUCCGAGUUUGGCGAAUGCGCCUUUGAGCUGCUCCGCUCGUACAAGGACGAAGCCGACUUGCGGUCGCGCAAGGCCGUCGAGGACCAGCGCACCGCCGUGCUCGAGAUCAAGAAAGCCGAGUCGCAGCAGCUGCGCGAGUCGUUGGCCAAGCUGCAAAAGCGCGACACACAUCUGAUGGAGAUGCUGGCCUCGCAUCACAACUGUCGCAGCUGUGGCAAGGUGUUUGGCUCGACCCCGCAGGUGUACGGGCCGAUGAGUGAUCGGGUCAUGUUGCGCUGCAAGGGGUGUUAUACGAAGCAUUCUUAA
Messenger RNA from Talaromyces atroroseus, 966 nucleotides. RefSeq lists its product as hypothetical. Lineage: Eukaryota; Fungi; Ascomycota; Eurotiomycetes; Eurotiales; Trichocomaceae. The transcript is spliced from 2 exons. The record is from RefSeq and is a predicted model, not a curated record. The coding region runs from base 1 to 966 and encodes 321 amino acids. Gene Ontology annotation, molecular function: protein binding.